AGGAAUAGUCAAGUCCAAGAUGGGGUGGGCUCUCGCCUCUUCAACCCAUUAACCACCACCCCCCUCCUCCCGCUCUCAGAUCCCGAUCCGCCUCCGCCCCAGAUCCAACCACCGCCACCCCUGUCGCCGGCGCAAUCCGGCAAGGGUGCACGGCAUGUCCGGCGCCAUGGACAAGCCGUGCACGCUGCUGGUCCACUUCGACAAGGGAUCCGCCGCCAUGGCGAACGAGAUCAAGGCGAAUCUGGAGGGCAGCGACGUCGCAGCCAAGGUCGAGGCCAUGAAGCGCGCCGUCAUGCUCCUCCUCAAUGGCGAGUCCCUGCCGCAGCUCUUCAUCACCAUCGUCCGGUACGUCCUCCCUUCCGAGGAUCACACCAUCCAGAAGCUGCUCCUCCUCUACCUUGAGAUCAUUGACAAGCGCGACUCGACCGGCCGCGCCCUCCCGGAGAUGAUCCUCAUCUGCCAGAACCUCCGCAACAACCUGCAGCACCCCAACGAGUACAUCCGCGGCGUCACCCUGCGGUUCCUCUGCCGUCUCUCGGAGCCGGAGGUCCUCGAGCCGCUCGUGCCUUCCAUCCUCGAGAACCUCGAGCACCGCCACCACUUCAUCCGCCGCCACGCGCUCUCCGCGAUCUCGUCGAUCUACCGUCUCCCUCACGGAGACCAGCUCAUCCCUGACGCUCCCGAGCUUGUCGAGCGCGCCCUCGGGUCGGAGAAGGAUGCCUCCGCGCGUCGGAACGCCUUCCUGAUGCUCUGUCUCUGUGGGCAGGAACGUGCUGUGGUGUACCUGUUCUCCAACGCUGAACGUGUUACCGAGUGGCCUGACCUCCUGCAGAUGGCCGCGGUAGACCUCAUCCGCAAGGUUUGCCGCUCUCCAAACCGUGCCGACAAGGGCAGGUAUAUCAAGAUCAUUAUCUCCCUACUGUCCUCUCCAAGUACAGCGGUUGUGUAUGAAUGUGCCGGUGCGCUUGUGUCACUCUCCUCGGCGCCCACUGCAGUGCGGGCUGCUGCCAACACAUACUGCCAGCUGCUCUCGUCGCAGAGUGACAACAAUGUGAGGCUCAUUCUUCUGGACCGUCUCAACGAGUUGCGCACCUCGCAUCGGGAUGUAAUGGUGGAUGUAGUGAUGGAUGUGCUGCGUGCACUUGCCAGCCCAAACUUAGAUGUCAAGAGGAAGGUUCUGGAUUUGGUGCUCGAUCUGCUCACUCCUCGUAAUGUGGAGGAGGUGGUGCUUUACCUGAAGAAGGAGGUGGUCAAGACGCAAUCAGGGGAGCUUGAGAAGGGUGGUGAGUACCGCCAGAUGCUUGUGCAGGCAAUCCAUGCAUGUGCUGUGGAGUACCCAGAGGUGGCUGGAUCGGUUGUGCACCUCCUUAUGGACUUCCUUGGUGACAGUAAUGUUGCCGCCGCAGUUGAUGUUGUGUUGUUUGUGCGGGAGAUCAUUGAGACCAAUCCCAAGCUGCGUGUGUCCAUGAUCCAAAGGCUGGUUGAUACAUUCUAUCAGAUCCGAGCCUCCCGUGUCUGCUCAAUUGCUCUCUGGAUCCUUGGAGAGUACUCCUUAUCCUUAUCAGAGAUUGAGAGUGCCAUCGUCACCAUCAAACAGUGCCUUGGGGAUCUACCAUUCUUCACUGUCUCAGAGGAAGGGGAGACAACUGAUUCCACCAAGCCUGCCCAACCGAUGGUGAACUCGGUCACUGUGUCUUCCAGGCGGCCUGUUGUUCUUGCUGAUGGCACUUAUGCUACACAGAGUGCUGCUACCGAGGCUAUUUCGACUCCAUCUGUUACUCUUGGAUCUUCAGCGUCAACCAUGAAUCUCAGAUCACUUAUUCUGUCAGGCGAUUUCUUCUUGGCUGCAGUUGUUGCUUGUACCCUGACCAAGUUGGUCUUGAGGCUGGAGGAGGUGCAGCCAGCAAAGGUUGAAGCAAACAAGGCUUGUACUGGGGCUCUGCUUAUCAUGACGUCCAUUCUGCAGCUGGGGCUUUCCUCCUACCUUCCCCAACCGAUUGAUAACGAUUCAUAUGAUAGGAUUUUGCUUUGUGUGAGGUUGCUUUGUAAUACUGGUGAUGACGUGAGGAAGAUUUGGUUGCAUUCGUGUAGGCAGAGUUUUGCCAAGAUGCUUGCUGAGAAGCAAUUCAGGGAAACAGAGGAAAUGAAGGCCAAGGUACAGAUCUCUCAUGCCCAGCCAGACGAUCUUAUUGAUUUCUACCACCUGAAGAGCCGAAGGGGCAUGAGCCAGCUUGAGUUGGAAGAUGAGGUCCAAGAUGAUUUGAAGGCUGCAACUGGUGGAUUUACUAAGGAAACAGAUGAUGCAAAUAGGCUGAAUCGCAUUCUUCAAUUGACGGGGUUCAGUGAUCCUGUAUAUGCUGAAGCAUUUGUAACAGUUCAUCAUUAUGAUAUUGUACUUGAUGUUACUGUCAUUAACCGUACAAAGGAGACACUUCAGAACCUGUGCUUGGAGUUAGCUACAAUGGGAGACCUUAAACUUGUUGACCGCCCUCAGAACUAUACGCUGGCUCCUGAGUCAAGCAAGCAAAUACGUGCUAAUAUCAAGGUUUCGUCAACAGAGACUGGAGUCAUAUUUGGGAACAUCGUUUAUGAGACUUCCAAUGUGAUGGAACGAUCUGUGGUUGUCCUAAAUGAUAUUCACAUUGACAUCAUGGAUUACAUCUCACCUGCUACAUGCACUGAUGUUACUUUCCGCAACAUGUGGGCAGAAUUUGAGUGGGAAAACAAGGUUGCGGUGAACACGGUUAUUCAGGACGAGAAGGAAUUCUUGAAUCAUGUUAUCAAAUCAACGAACAUGAAGUGUUUAACACCACCGUCCGCUCUUGAUGGAGAAUGUGGUUUCCUAGCGGCGAAUCUUUAUGCAAAGAGUGUUUUUGGAGAAGAUGCUUUGGUAAACAUUAGUAUUGAGAAGCAAGUUGAUGGUAAGCUGAGUGGUUACAUCAGAAUAAGGAGCAAGACUCAAGGAAUUGCUCUCAGCUUGGGAGACAAGAUUACCCUCAAGCAGAAGGGCGGCAGUAACUGAGCUGCUACCUGUAACAAACUUGCAAUUGUAUGGCAUUUUUUGAAUUUAGGUGAUCCACUUGCCAGUGCCAUACUACCGGGACCAGCAGUGCGAUUGAAUUAAGUAAAAUGAGUUUUUAUGUACAAAAAGAUUGAGAGAAUGGGAAAAGGGGAAGAUUACAUAGAUGUCAGUCUUGAGAGCUGAUAACCGAUCUUCAACGUACUUGGUAAAUGGCGUUUUGUAUAAAUAGAUGCGAAGUUCUAUUAAUUGUGAUACCCCGCUUAUAUCUUUAAUUCGUUUGAGAAUGAGUAUUGUAUUCGGCA
Messenger RNA from Brachypodium distachyon (stiff brome), 3324 nucleotides. RefSeq names its product coatomer subunit beta-2. The coding region runs from base 155 to 3022 and encodes 955 amino acids. The record is from RefSeq and is a predicted model, not a curated record. Gene Ontology annotation, molecular function: structural molecule activity. Gene Ontology annotation, cellular component: cytoplasm; COPI vesicle coat. Gene Ontology annotation, biological process: intra-Golgi vesicle-mediated transport; intracellular protein transport; endoplasmic reticulum to Golgi vesicle-mediated transport. NCBI's taxonomy places the organism in Eukaryota, Viridiplantae, Streptophyta, Magnoliopsida, Poales, Poaceae. The transcript is spliced from 4 exons.